UUUCAAAACUGAGGACAUUGGAGAUCCUUAACUUGGCUAUGGUGGAGUUGGAUGACAGUAACUUAAAGAAAGAAGAAUUCGCAUGGCCAUCCAAUCUGCAAUUCCUUGGACUAAGUGGAAAUAGUUUCAGUAAAAAGGUUUUUUCUUCUCUAAAGGGGCUUCGACAUCUCAAAUCUCUUGAUAUAAGCAGAAACCAAUUGGAAGGAUAUUUGAAUAUUAGUGGAUUGACAUCAAGCAAUUUGGAAAUUCUUGAUUUCAGUCAGAAUGAUAUCACAAAUUUUGUAGUCAACCAAGAUUGGUCUGGGCUUAAGACGUUGAAGGAGUUAAACAUAAGCCAUAAUAAAUUCAAGGGGCCACUUCAACCAUAUUUUUCUGACUUCUCAUCCCUUAGGAAGUUGGAUCUUUCUAAUAACGACUUCACUGGUAAUAUUGUUUCUAGGCUUGCAAGUCUUACAUCCCUAGAAUAUCUUGGUUUUGAAAGAAACCAAUUUGAAGUCCCUAUUUCAUUCACACCAUUUUUUAAGCAUUCCAAUCUCAAGUUCAUCUAUGGCAAUGGGAACAAAGUCAUACUGGACUCACACUCUUCUAUGAAAAAUUGGGUUCCGAAAUUUCAAUUGCAAGUGCUCAGUUUGUCUUCAACGACUGAGUCGCAUUCUCACCCUAUUCCUAGCUUCCUUCAUUACCAAUACAAUUUGACACAUCUGGAUUUCACUGGAUGUAAACUAAAGGGAGAGUUUCCAAAAUGGUUGCUGGAAAACAACACAAAAAUGACAAACCUUGUUCUUAAAAAUUGUUCCUUCACUCAAUUCCAGGUGCCAUCUCAUCCCCAUCUCCACCUUGCAGAAAUGAUUGUAUCCGACAAUGCUAUAUCAGGUCAAAUCUCGAGCCACAAUAUCAGUUCAUUUUUUCCAAAUUUGGAAACUCUAGAUAUGUCUGAAAAUGCAAUCAGUGGUUCAAUUCCUCGUGAAUUUGGCCUAAUGAAUUUACUGCAAACACUGGAUCUCUCAAAUAAUCAAUUGUCAGGAGAAAUUCCCCGUGAGCUAAUCAACAUUAGCUCAUUACAAACAUUGGAUCUUUCUGAUAAUCAGUUAACAAAGGUCAUAUUUGGAGUUGGUCACAAGCACACAGGAAGCGUUAGUUCAUUGGAUAUAAGCAAUAAUCAAUUGGUGGGGAAAAUUCCAAGCCUCAUUAAAAAUAUGUCAGGAUUGGAGCAUCUUAGUAUGUCCAAUAAUCAUUUUGAAGGAUCUAUUCCGCUGGAAUUGGCAGAACUUAAAAAUCUAGUUUAUCUAGAUCUCUCCCAAAAUAAUCUGACUGGUGAAAUUCCACCUUUUAUAAGUUCUUCAGUUAAGAGUAUCCAUUUGAACAACAAUCAUUUAAGUGGGCUGUCCAAAAGAACGUUCCGAGGAGGUUCUUCACUGGAGUUGCUAGAACUUAGCCACAAUGAAGUAACCCAUAGCAUUCAAGACAUGGUAGAAGACCUUAGUUUUAUAGAUUUGAAGAUUCUUCUUGUGAAAGGUAAUCACUUCAAUGGAGAUAUACCAAGUGAGUUAUGCAAGUUGAAAGGUUUAACCAUACUAGACCUUUCUCACAACAAUUUAACUGGUGUGAUACCCAAAUGCUUGGGUAGAAUGCCUUUCUACAAUGUAUACCCUGAGGAACUACGUAGAUUGUUUUAUGGCAUCAUUCCUAUUGAGCACAAUUCUAGAUUUGAGAAACGGUUACCAGAUGUGGAAGAGAGAGCAAAUUUCACUACAAAGGGGAGAACUGACACUUACAUGGGGAGUAUCCUUGCUUACAUGUCUGCAAUUGACUUAUCCCACAAUAAACUUAAGGGCAAUAUCCCAUCUGAGCUUGGAAACUUGGAAAGUAUUCAAUCAUUGGAUUUGUCGAAUAAUGAUUUCACGGGGAAAAUUCCAACUACAUUCUCCAAGUUGCGUCAAACAGAGAGUUUAGAUCUUUCAUUUAAUGAGUUGAGUGGCCAAAUUCCUUCACAAUUGAGUGAAUUAACCUUUCUUUCUUCAUUCAAUGUAUCUUACAAUAACUUGUCUGGUGCAAUUGAGAGAAAAGGACAAUUUCUGACGUUUGAAGAAAGCUGCUUCAGGGGUAAUCCAUUACUCUGUGGACCUCCACUAGCAACAAUUUGCAAUCCUGCACCUGUUAUUUUCCCAAGUGACUCGGACAGUGGAAACAAUGGUAAUUGGGUGGACAAGUUCGUUUUUUGUGUGACCUUUGCCGUGUCAUACGCAUCAUUUUUGUUGGUAACUGCAGCAGCUUUGUAUAUUAAUCCUUACUGGAGGCAAUUAUCCUUUUACUAUGCAGAACUGGUGAGCCUGAAUUGCUACUACUUUAUCGAGGACAACAUGUGCAAGUUAUGUAAUCUUGGAAAUGUGUAACAUAUU
Molecule: messenger RNA, 2399 nt
Organism: Vigna umbellata (rice bean)
Lineage: Eukaryota; Viridiplantae; Streptophyta; Magnoliopsida; Fabales; Fabaceae
Product: cuscuta receptor 1-like
Molecular function (GO): protein binding
Source: RefSeq, a predicted model, not a curated record